AUGGGCGAUGUAAGUUGUUAUAUGGGAGCGCCUGGGUCGGGAGCACCCGGUUCUACUGGUGGUUCGAGUGGAGGUGGAGGUGGCGGUGGCGGAGGUUAUAGCGGAGGUGGUGGAGGUGGAGGCUAUGACGGUGGAUAUGCAUUUCAGAGAGAGGAAUAUGCCUAUGGAGGAGGUGGAGGUAGGGUUUGUGAUGCUUCAGAGGAUAUUUUUUGUUGGAUUGUGCUCGAUCGCUGA
This is a messenger RNA of Anisakis simplex (herring worm), 234 nucleotides long. The record is from the annotation of a GenBank genome assembly. Lineage: Eukaryota; Metazoa; Nematoda; Chromadorea; Rhabditida; Anisakidae.